Entrophospora candida is the source of this 306-nucleotide messenger RNA. Lineage: Eukaryota; Fungi; Glomeromycota; Glomeromycetes; Entrophosporales; Entrophosporaceae. The record is from the annotation of a GenBank genome assembly.
AUGGCUGCAUUAGAUAGACAUUUAAAAGAAAAUAGUGUUAUAGGUAAGGAUAUUGCUUUAACGGGUGAACAAUGUAAACAUAAAUUCCCACAAUCAUACAAAACCAUUGAAGGUAAAUUAAGAGAUAUGAAGAGAAAAGGCUUGAUUAAAAAAAAUUCUGCUGUAUCAUUAUCAACUGAUGAAAUCAAACAAAUACUUAAUCAUCAUUCAACUUCCCAUGAUGCAGCUGAAGGUCUUGUGAGACGUAUAUUUAAGAAUGAUCAAGGUGGAUUAUCAGGAAGCUCUUAUUGUCUUGAAAUUCCAUGA